This is a messenger RNA of Oncorhynchus mykiss (rainbow trout), 2764 nucleotides long. The record is from RefSeq and is a predicted model, not a curated record. NCBI's taxonomy places the organism in Eukaryota, Metazoa, Chordata, Actinopteri, Salmoniformes, Salmonidae.
GGGUGAAUUUGUGUGUAUGCGUGUGUGUGUCUUCGUUCUCAACAACAGACUCAAUAACGCAACACCCAUCUCUGUUUCCUGUCAUGUGAUUUCCUGAGACCUGUCGGCAGAAGCUGCAGCUCAUCCACAGGUCUUAGAUCAGCUCUAAAACAUGAAGUAACAAGUCAACUUAUAGGGGAGGGUGACGUAUCUAAGGUAGAUGGGAGACAGAGACACAGAGAGAGAGAGGGAGAGAAGGAAACAGAGAGGGGCUGAUGCGAGGCUGAUAUUGGGUGGGAAGUGUGUGAAUGUGCGUUUUGAAGGGAGCUUUGAGUGAAUGUGUGUACAGCGUUUAGUGACUUUGUAUGUGCGUGUGCGCAUAUGAGUGUGUGUGUGCGAGCAUGUGUGUGUAAGAUCAGGAAGAGGAACACAGUAGAGACCUAGAAGACCUUGAGGAAAGAUGGAGGACAAAGAAUGCAACAGCGGUGGCUUCAUGAGGCUCGUAUCAGAGGAGAGCUGUAGCUCCACUGUGACAGACGAGUUGUGUAUUAAUAACUACCAGACUGAGAUCUUCAACCAGCUCCCCAGCUCUUUGGCCCGACGACGGUCCCUCCAUCACCACCAGGACAGGGGGACCACAGAGACAUCGCACCUAGUAGAGAAGUACCCUGGACUGGUAGGAGAAGCCAGAGACAAGGCCACUACCCAGCCGAUCAGGAGCCUGCCGGUGUGUAUGCAGAGGAAGAGAGAGGCAAGGGACCUGAGGCACCUGCAGACGCGCACUGUUGGCCGAUGGGAGUCAUGGAAGCGGAACCAGAGCAUAAACAGGAAGAGGCUCGGGGAGCAGGUGGACGAGGCAAUGGCAAGGCUUUUGCCAUGGAGCAGCACCCUCCACACCAUUGAAGGUAGAUUCGGUGUAGGCGUGAAAGCUUACUUUGUCUUCCUGAGAUAUUUGCUUUACCUGAACCUGCUCCUGUGUCUGGUCAUUGGAGGGACUAUACUCAUACCCACAGCAGUCUACGACAGCGAUGGUGACAGAGGACUACUGAGGUUUGAGGGCAAUGACUCGGUUUUGGACUUCUUCGUUGGUUCGGGUUUUCUAGAACGUUCUCCAGUGUUCUAUGGGUUCUAUGCACGUAGUUCUCUAGACCUGCUGUGUCUGAACACGCCCCUCCUCUUCCUCCUCGGAACCCUCACCGUCCUCAUCCUCAGUCUGGUCAUGGUGGUCCGCAGGACGGUUGUAGGCUACAAGCACACGUGGUUGCUAGGCAACCGCUACAACAUCCACAUGAGCUACAAGGUGUUCUGUGGGUGGGACUUCUGUAUCCAGGACCCCGAGGUCGCCGACCUCAAACUCAGCUUCAUCAGGAACGAACUGAAGUUAUACUUAGAAGAGGAGAGGUUCCAGCAGCGUGAGGCCAGGAGGACGUUGGGUCAGUGGGCACACCUCUACUCCCUGCGAGGGCUGCUCCACUUGCUGGUCCUGGUUCUACUGGGCGGAGCCUUCUGCCUCAUCUACUAUGCCACCAUGGCCUCAAAGGCUGAGAGGAGUGGAGACUAUUUGAUCCUCCGGUUGCUUCUCCAUUACCUUCCUCCCAUCGUCAUCACCCUGGUCAACUUCUUCCUGCCUCACGUCUUCCGCCAUAUCUCUUCCUUCGAGGAUUACUCCCUCACCACCCAGGUCAAUGCUACCCUUGUCAGGAGUAUCUUCCUGAAGUUGGCCAGUCUGGGGAUGUAUCUCUUCUUCCUCUUCAAAAACAGGCAACAGGAAUGUUGGGAGAAUCAGUUUGGUAAAGAGAUGUACAAGCUCUCAGUGUUCGACUUCCUCGCCUGUUUCUGCAACACCUUCUUCAUCGUCUAUCCUAGAAAGUGGUUUGUGGACAGGUACCCAUCGUCUUGGCUGGCGCGGUUGUCGGGGAAACAGCAUUUCCUGAUCCCGUUCAAUGUUCUAGACCUGGUGUACAGUCAGACGGUCACCUGGGUAGGACUGUUCUACUGUCCCAUGCUGCCAUUUAUAGAGACAGUCAAACUCAUGGCCGUGUUUUACAUUAAGAAGUUGACAGUUCUCCAGUGCUGUGUUCCGGCCCAGAGAAUGUUCCGUGCCUCCAGUUCUUCAGUUCUGUUCCACUUCAUGUUACUACUGGGUCUCAUCAUGGCAGUCAUCACCCUCGGAAGUAACCUCCACCAGUUCGAACCUUCCUCCAGCUGUGGUCCGUUCGUGGGCAGCGCUACAGUGUUUAAUGUAACAGCUGUGUGUGUGGACAGUCUACCAGGACUGGCGCAGUCCACUCUGAGAUACCUGUCCUCAGAGGCCUUUGUCCUGCCGCUGAUACUGGCGCAGAUUGUUGUCCUGACCUCCUUUGAGUCGCGGAGGAGAGCCAAUGGAAAAGCCAUCGAGAGACUGAAGGACAUGCUGGUGAUGAGCACCUCAGAUAAGCAUUUUCUGCUGAAGCAGCACACUCUCUCACUCAGACGCCAGAAGAAAACCUUCAAGGCGCCCCCCACUGUUUCAGGCACUAGAGAGGGCAGCCCUACCACCAUGAAAGACCCCUCAGCAGGCAUCGGAGAGGACAGCCGUAUCGCUCAACUGAAGGACCCCUCUGCACAGCCUACAGGCAAUGACAGCCCAUCAUAAAGAUAGAUAGAGGACUCUAGUGCCCAAAAGCCAGUUUUAGCAUGUGCAGCGACAUUCGGGACUUUCACCAUUCUGAAGUAAUCAACUGAGUGGAACUACCUAUGGUUUAAGGAUCACAUGAUUCCAUCCAGGUCAUCAGGAGGCUUCAAC